Molecule: messenger RNA, 411 nt
Organism: Spodoptera exigua (beet armyworm)
Lineage: Eukaryota; Metazoa; Arthropoda; Insecta; Lepidoptera; Noctuidae
Source: the annotation of a GenBank genome assembly
AUGAAAGAAAAGGGCUGCCUCCACGAGCGAGAGAAUCGCGACGAGUCCGCCCUUAUAUCGUCGGAUAAUCUCCACGAACGAGUGAUAAUUCCGCCGCGUAUCGUCGCGAGUGGUUACGGCAAGCAAAUCAACGACACCAAAAGCGCUUACAAUCAAAUAUCUGAUCUAGUAAACAGUCAAUUUGCCGAUGACAACGCAGUGACUACCACUCCAGAUCCUUCAAAUAAUGGUACCACCGAGACGCCAAAAAUUACACGAGCGGAGUUCUUAAAAAUAUUAGAUCGUAAUCUUAAAGGACUGAGUCGUCUUCGGAAUUUAGAGUGGAGGGAAGCUAAGAAGGAUUCUGCAGCAAAUAUCAGAAUGUACAAGGAUGAAAUAUUUAGAGGGAAGAAAGCGAGAAGCACGAGAUAA